Sesamum indicum (sesame) is the source of this 698-nucleotide messenger RNA. Its product is annotated as proteasome assembly chaperone. The record is from RefSeq and is a predicted model, not a curated record. Gene Ontology annotation, biological process: proteasome assembly. Lineage: Eukaryota; Viridiplantae; Streptophyta; Magnoliopsida; Lamiales; Pedaliaceae.
UCUCGCUUCUCAUUUGGACUGGACUUUCUCACCACUCAACUUCAUCUCAUCCCAAUCACCUCGAAGAAAACAUGGUUUGAGUAACGCCGGCGGCGGCUUACAAGCAGCAAUGAAGGCUGAUGGUGAAGAUGGUCCUGGGCUUCAGCUCACCUGCUUCUCCCAAUUAUCCGAUCAUGAUGAUGCUACCCUCCACUUUCACAUUCUUCGACUCCACAAACAGAUUUAUGCAUGGAUUGGUUGCAACUCUGCAAAGUUUGGACAUCUAUAUGCUGCUGCACCUACACCGUCCAGCAAUACAGUUGGUGUGACUUCUCUAAUUGGAGGGGCUUCUGAUAAUAUCGGAUCUGCUAUUGCACGCCGAUUAGUUCUAAAGACUGGUCUUAAUAUUGUGCUGGCUUGUAAUAUACCAAAGAAUAGCCCCUUGCUUGAGGCAAAUGCUGAGAAAAUUCUGGUGCAAAAGCUAAUUAGUCUGGGAUACACCAUUCCAAAAAUCUAAAAGAAACAUCCUCAUCAAGUGGACUUUCUUUUGCCAUAUGUCUGCAAUAUUUACCUUCACAGUUUUUCCUUUUUCCCAGUAUUUACGCUAAGAGAAGAACCACAUUGUUGGAUUUUCCAUUUAUUUCGUUUCAAAGACUUUAUACUAAACGGUGUAUCAAUGCAUCUGUUUAAUCAUCAAUGUAGGUACAAAUGAAACAAUA